GGCGGCUCGUUCAACUCCAGUUCUGUCCAGUCCUGUCAUCAAUGAACAAAACACGCUGGAUAUUUAUGUGCAGGAAAGGGAGUGGAGCACCAAUAAUCCUGCGGGCGGUCUUCACAAUCCUGUCUAGUUGGUGCCGUUCGUACGCCUUGCAGCUCCCAAACCAGGAAGUGAUGCCGCAGCAACUGAACGUCAACCGUCCGCGAAUGUUAAAGGAGAAAUGAUUGUCUUGGAGAAGACUUUAAAACUUGUUAUCACUGGUGAAGGACCGGAGACAGAGGCAGCUGAGUGAGAGAUGUUGCAUAUCUUAGAACGUGGGAAGAGCUUUAAUUCACUGGACAGCCAGAGAAGAGAUUCUUGAGUUCACAGGGAAGAGAAAGCAAACACAUCUUCUGUGUAUGCAUGACAUUUGGAUAAUCGACCGCCCAGAAGCAAUGAAUCCGUUUCGCCAUUCUAGCUGCAGGAAAACCGUUAAGCAAUCCAGUAAUCUGAUGAGAUGCCAGCGAGUUCACACUGGGGAGAGGCCAUUCAUCUGCUUUGACUGUGGGAAAGCAUUCACUUAUUCGUCCAACCUGCUGAGGCAUCAGUGGGUUCAUGCUGGGGAGAGGCUGUUCACCUGCCCGGUGUGCGGGAAGGGAUUCAUUCAGGAUGCCAAGCUGAAGAAACACGAGCAAGUUCAUGCCAAGGAAAGGCCGUUCACCUGCUCUGUGUGUGGGAAGGGAUUCCAGAAGUCAUCUCAGCUGGUGACCCAUCACCGAGUUCACACUGGAGGGAGAACUUUCUCCUGCUCCGAGUGCGGGAAGGGUUUUAGUCGCUCAUCUAGCGUGGUGAGACACCAGCGGAUCCACACUGGGGAGAAGCUGUUCGCCUGCUCCGAGUGUGGGAAAGGAUUCAACCAGUUAUCCCAGCUGCAGAUACACCAGCGGAUUCACACUGGGGAGAGGCCGUUCAUCUGCUCCAACUGUGGGAAGGGAUUCACUGAGUCAUCUUCCUUAUUGAUGCACCAGCGGAUUCACACCGGGGAGAGACCGUUCCCCUGCUCCGAGUGCGGGAGGCGGUUCACUCACUUAUCCAACCUGCAGACACACCAGCGGAUCCACACCGGGGAGAGGCCAUUCACUUGCACGCACUGUGGGAAGGGAUUCACUGAGUCGUCUUCCUUGUUGAUGCACCUUCGGAUUCACACUGGAGAGAGACCCUUCACGUGCUCUGACUGUGGGAGGGGAUUCGCUCAGCUGUCCAACCUGCUGACCCACCAGCUCAUUCACAGUGGGAAGAGGCCCUUCACCUGCUCCGAGUGCGGGAAAACAUUCAGUAAUUCAUACAACCUGCUGACGCACCAGCGGAUUCACACCGGGGAGAGGCCGUUCACCUGCGCCGAGUGCAGGAAGGGAUUCACUGACGCGUGCAAUCUGCUGAGACACCAGCGCGUCCACACCGGGGAGAGGCCAUUCACCUGCUCCGAGUGUGGGAAAGGAUUCACCGAGUCAUCAGCCCUGCUUAUGCACCAGCGGAUCCACACCGGUGAGAGGCCGUACACCUGCUCUGAGUGCGGGAAGGGGUUCACUCAGUUAUCCAACCUGCAGACACACCAGCGGAUUCACACAGGGGAGAGGCCCUUCGCCUGCUCAGAGUGUGGAAAAGGCUUCACUGACUCGUCCUCCUUGCUUAUGCACCAGCGGAUACACACCGGGGAGAGGCCGUACACCUGCAUGGAGUGUGGGAAGGGAUUUACUCAGCUAUCCAACCUACAGACGCACCAGCGAAUCCACACUGGAGAGAGGCCGUUCACCUGCUCCGAGUGCGGGAAGGCGUUCAGUCAUUCAUGCAAUUUGCAAACACACCAGCGCAUUCACACCGGGGAGAGGCCGUUCACCUGCUCCCACUGUGGGAAAGGAUUCACAGACGCAUCCAACCUAUUGACCCACCAGCGGGUCCACACCGGGGAGAGGCCGUUCAUCUGCUCUGACUGCGGGAAGGGCUUCACUGAUGCGUCCAACCUCUUGACCCACCAGCGGGUCCACACCGGGGAGAGACCUUUCUCCUGCUCCGAGUGCGGGAAGGGCUUCAGCCAGUCAUCCAACCUGGUGAUUCACCAGCGGAUCCACACCGAGGAGAGGCCGUUCUCCUGCUCCGACUGUGGGAAAGGAUUCAAUCAGUUAUCCAACCUGCACAGACAUCAGCAGAUUCACAGCGGGGAGAAGCUGUGCACCAGCUGAGUGCGAGGAGGGAGUCGAUGUUGCGUGCAACUUGUUGAUUCACCUGCGUAUUCAGGCCGUGGAAGAGUUGCCUACCCGCUCAGCAUAUUUAAAAGGAUUCACUCAGGAAGUUAAGCUGUAGAUAUGCCAGCAUGUUUAGACCAGGGAAAAGGUGGUUACCCUCAGUCCACCGUGACUGACGCGGUAACUCGCCUUCCCAUUCUCAUACUUUCCGACCUGGGCCUCCUCCACUGUCAGAGUGAGGCCAUAUGUAAAUUGGAGGAGAAGCACCUGAUGUCUUGCUUAGGCAGCUUACAACCCAGCGGUAUGAAAAUUGAAUUCUCUAAUUUCAUGUAACCCCUGCAUUCCUUCUUCCUCCUCCCCUUCCCAAUCCUAGUCGUCCUGCCAGUUCCAAUGUUCGGAUCUCUGGAGAAAAUGGAUGGGUGAUGUUUCAGGUUGGAACCCUUCUUCAGAGGGAGUACAGAGAAAGUUUAUCAGACUGAUUCCUGGCAUGUCAGGAUUUUCAUAUGAAGAAAGACUGGAUAGACUCGGCUUGUACUCGCUAGAAUUUAGAAGAUUAAGGGGGGAUCUUAUAGAAACUUAUAAAAUUCUUAAGGGGUUGGACAGGCUAGAUGCAGGAAGAUUGUUCCCGAUGUUGGGGAAGUCCAGAACAAGGGGUCACAGUUUAAGGAUAAGGGGGAAAUCUUUUAGGACCAAGAUGAGAAAAUCAUUUUUUACACAGAGGUGAAUCUGUGGAAUUCUCUGCCACAGAAGGUAGUUGAGGCCAGUUCAUUGGCUAUUUUUAAGAGGGAGUUAGAUGUGGCCCUUGUGGCUAAAGGGAUCAGGGGGGUAUGGAGAGAAGGCAGGGAUGGGAUACUAAGUUGGAUGUUCAGCCAUGAUCAUAUUGAAUGGCAGUGCAGGCUCGAAGGACCGAAUGGCCUACUGCUUCACCUAUUUUCUAUGUUUCUAUUGUAUCAGCAAAAUCACACUGGGGAUAAUUCACCUGCUCCAAGUGUGGGAGGGAUUCUCUCAGAUAUCUAAUCUACUCACACACCAGAGUCCACACCAAAGUUCAACGGUGCUCAAUGGUGGAAUAUUUAAACAGUGUAGCUGCGACACACCCAUCGCGCCCAGGAUGGGAAAUGUUUAGAGGGAUAUGAGCCAAAUGCCAGCGUGGGACUGGCAUAUGUGGGGCAUUUUGGUUGCAUGGACGAGUUGGUCUAAUGGGUCUGUUUCCGUGCUCCAAAACUCUCAUUGAACUCUGGUCACUGGCACAAUUGGGCUCUGUUUCUGCUGAUCUUAAAGACCCUUGUACUGUAAUUGAGCUGGAGUCUAAUAUUCUGGAUUCUGUGCAAAAUAAAUCGGUUCUAAUGUAAAUAUAGUGUCUUGAGUCCU
Molecule: messenger RNA, 3590 nt
Organism: Leucoraja erinaceus (little skate)
Lineage: Eukaryota; Metazoa; Chordata; Chondrichthyes; Rajiformes; Rajidae
Product: gastrula zinc finger protein XlCGF57.1-like
Exons: 4
Coding region: 396-2216 (606 amino acids)
Biological process (GO): regulation of transcription by RNA polymerase II
Molecular function (GO): RNA polymerase II cis-regulatory region sequence-specific DNA binding; DNA-binding transcription factor activity, RNA polymerase II-specific
Source: RefSeq, a predicted model, not a curated record